UCAAGAAUGGAAUUGACACGUUCUAUUACACCAUUAUAACAUAGCAUUCAGACGAUGUAGUUAGUUCGUUCGGUCAAUAAAUAUACAAGUACUAUGGUAUAUAUAACAGUUAAGAUUGAAAUUUGAUAUAAUGUAAAAUUUGUUAUCGGACGUAUUUCAAAAAUCAUAGUGCAACUGUUUCAGUCUUCAUGUGUUGACUCUUCGUUCGAGAAAGUCGGAAGCUUGUAUGAGAAAUUAAAAGAAAAUCUCGAGGUGGCGCGAAAUCUCACCGAUGUCUUAAAGCGGGAAAAGUGGCGUCUUAGCAGACGAGAAAUGAGUAUGGAACUCAGGAUGGACGAACUCGAGGUUUACAAGUCCCACUUGAAAAGGGAUAUGACGGACAUGAACCAGACGGUUGAUAUUUUGAGCAUGCGUAUUGUGCAGUUAGAGAACGCGCUUUGCGAGGCAGAAGAAAUGCAGGACACCAGGGAUGCUGAGAAACAAGAAGUCGAAAACAAAUUCAUCGAAGCGAACGCUUUGAGUUACAGAAGAAAGAGGGGUGCCUUCAAAAACAAGUAGACGAAAUGAAACAACAAAGGAAAGACGAUGUUCUAAGACAACAACAACGCGAAAUGAGUGACAAGAUGGAAAUUCUUCUGAUUAAAAUCCAACGACUGAAAGAAAUCAUCCGCGAGAAGGAAGACAGUGAAGCUAGCUUGCCUUCAAAAGGCUUUCACCCUAAUGUGGAUUCAUUGAAAAUAAGUGAUUGUGAUAACACGGAAAGAGAGAGAACGAGGUCUGCAAAAUCGCAUCAGACGCAAUUGCUGCAACCCGCCGGAGACAUAAUCGAUAGGCAAGACAGUGGCUGUUCGGGGGAGAACAACCCGACACCUCCAGUCGCUUAUUUUAUGGAAAAAACCGACGUUGAGUAUGUUUAGCUCGGCGGUCGACAACAGUUAUUAUAUGUGUGUAUGGUACCCGUUUUCUACUAAGAUAGCAAACAUCCAAACAAUAUCGGACUAUGUCGGACGGGAUGGAUUGCUUAUAUUAGUGCAUUUUGACGAAAAUGAGUGUAUCUACAAAUCAUGAGAACUGUUUUUAACGCAAAAUGACAAAUAUCGUAAUAUUUUACUUAUAUUGUAAAUGAAAUGAGCGAACUGAUUGACUUAACUCCAAAAACAUUUGCAUGUGGAGUGAAAUUUCGCACAAUACAUUAGUGUUUGGAUUUCGGAUAUGUUACUUUUCCGUGAUGUAUGGUUUAUGGAAAUUCAUUAUGGUCACAUACCGUAGAAGUAGCAAACAAUGACAUCCAUUUAAAAUUAAAAAGAAUAUGUAUAAUUAAAUAACACCUAUUUUUAUAAGUGUGUAUAUACUUAUGCUUAUGGAAUGAACCGAUGACACAGCUGUAUAAACGUAUACCUGAAUUAGCUUUAACCAUUAGAUUUAUUAUACAGCCACUAAUAUUAUGCAUACACAAAUUUAUAAACACAUUAAACAAAGAACUGUAUAAAGUAUAGUUCAAGGAAAACAGUUGAAUGCUAAUGCGAGUGUAAUUAAUAUGUGUGUUAACACAUCAAUAAAUAUAGUAAAGAUAUGUCGGUAAUACUU
This is a messenger RNA of Dreissena polymorpha, 1587 nucleotides long. RefSeq lists its product as uncharacterized. The record is from RefSeq and is a predicted model, not a curated record. The transcript is spliced from 3 exons. Bases 313 to 558 code for a protein of 81 amino acids. NCBI's taxonomy places the organism in Eukaryota, Metazoa, Mollusca, Bivalvia, Myida, Dreissenidae.